AUGCAUGCAGACAGCACUUCGAAGCGCCGCAGUGUUAACGACAGCGACAGCAGCGAGGAGAUCAUUUCGACCCGGGAUCGCAAGAGGCUGAGGAGAAGCAUCGCGUCUGGGGACAGUGACGCCCUGCCUAAAGAUGCCAUGUCUGACGAUGAUGCUAGGCCUAGAGAUGCCAUGUCUGAAGAUGGUGUCCCUAACGAUGUCAUGUCUGAAGAUAGUGUCCCUAACGAUGAUGCCCCUAAAGACGGUAUCCCUAGAGAUGAUACCUCCAAAGAUGCCAUGUCUGAAGAUGAUGCCGGGCCGAAAGGCGAUGUUCCUAAAGAAAAUGUCCCUAAAGACGAUAUGGUGUCUGAAAACUGUGGUUUUGUGUCUUAUGGCGGUGAUAUUGACUCUGGUUUUGGAGUCUAUGCCACACCGGCUUGGAGUCGGCCUACGAGCCACGACAAGGGGCACUACCACCAGAGGGAAGACGCUGAUGGCAGUUCUGAAUACUCUACUUCACGUCUAGAACCAGAAACUAAUCAUAGUCAUAGCAAGGAAGUGAGCGAGGCCCACCUGCCGGAAUCCGCCGAAGAAGAAGACGAGAAGCUGAGAACUGACCCAGAAGAUGUCAUGUCGGUCUUCAUGGAAGAUGAAGAAUACGUCGAGAACCUACCGAGCGAACCUGAGUUCGCCAGCGAGGCCAACUUCAGGCCCGAAUCAGGCACUUCCGAUACAUCCUCCUCACCGCCGACGAGACGAAAGAGGAGAGAUUCAAGGCCGAGAAAUCGCCCUCGGGCUAGGUACGAUAGUGGUGAUGUGACUGGGCUGUAUCACGAACGCUGGCUCUCCGGCAAACCGUCGAAGGAGGAGCAGCAGAAUAUCGUGGAGAAGCUACGGUCGUUUUUCUGGGCGAGUGGCAGCGGUGAUGGGUUGCCGAGAUGUCACUCGUGCCGCGUAUUCGGUGCUACUCUACCAACCGACGAUGAUGCCCCUACCGGUAUGGAACUGGAGGAGUGUCUCCCUUGUGGCUGCUCCUAUAAUGAGGCGAUGUUGGAGAUGUAUAUGGUGAAAAGGGGGAUGCUCGCUAUAUCCAAAUCCGAAGACGAGCCAGAGACGCUUGGCCGACACCGGCACGAUCUCAUAAGCAUGUUCGAGCUGUUCUUUGGUCCAUUCACUGUGCCCGGACCAAAGCCGCAGAAGAAGCAGCGCGGCAAGACGACAUGCUGUUCAACCGCCUGGCCCCAAACUGACCGUCUCCUGGCACCCGAGAUCCGUCCUCCCGCCGAGAUAGUCCUGUACCUGACGCGCUACUCACCAGCGAUCGCUGCUGUAGCAUGUACCAUCAUUAAUAAUUCUCCUGUCCAGAUGCCAGUGGAGCCGCAGACUCUGUCGGGUCGUCUGAUGCUCUACACAUCUCGUCUUCCUCUCUCCCUUCUUCCUCCCCUUUUGCCUCCCGCGAUCCAGCCCGUCGGGGCCAAGUUCCCAAACGCCCACAAACCGGCACCCCGGAUUGCCCCUUUCGGCCAUCCGCCUGAAGCUCUCCGCGGCUCCACCGACCUUAAAUCCGAGCUUAAAAAAAGAACAUGCUUAGGCAGCUUUGGACAUGCAUCUUUGCACACGACGCUGGCUUCUAGCCUCCAGCCCUCCAGCCUGUCACCCGACUUGCUCCCUGUUUUGAACGCCGUCGACGAGUCUGGCUCGAUGCUUAGAGAGAGGCGUUGGGACCUGGCCCCUUUCUCCCCUGAUUCGGCCGGCAGCUGUGUUGGGACAACACGAUACCGCUCUUGGGAUGCCGGCGCUCGCAGAGAUAUCCUUGCGGCGUCUGGACCAGCUGCAAAGCCGCCUGUGCUCCUAGGAACCAAGCAGCGAUUGCCGGAAUUUCAGCUCGCCGACAAAGUUGUUCUCGUCUCCGGGGCCGCGAGGGGGCUAGGGCUGACCCAGGCGGAGGCUUUAUUGGAAGCUGGAGCUAUAGUAUAUGCACUCGACCGUCUCGAGGAGCCGUCUGAGGACUUCCACCGUGUCCAAAAACGUGCUACUGGCGAGCUCAACACCGAGUUCCACUACCGCCGCAUCGAUGUCCGCGACACUGAAGACCUGGACAAGAUCGUGCGGGAGAUAGCAGACAAACACGGCCGCAUCGACGGCCUGGUUGCUGCUGCUGGCAUCCAGCAGGAAACCCCUGCUCUCGAAUACACAGCCAAGGAUGCAAACACCAUGUUCGAAGUCAACAUUACUGGUGUCUUCAUGACUGCACAGGCGGUUGCAAAGCAGAUGAUUCGCUUCGGAACUCGCGGAAGUAUUGUCAUGAUUGCCAGCAUGAGCGGGACAAUCGCCAAUAGAGGCUUGAUAUGUCCAGCUUACAAUGCUAGCAAGGCCGGCGUCAUCCAACUCGCUCGCAACCUCGCUGCAGAAUGGGGCCCGCAUGGCAUCCGUGUCAACACCAUCUCGCCAGGCUACAUCGUCACCGCCAUGGUUGAGCAGCUGUUCGUGCAGUACCCAGAACGCAAGACCCAGUGGCCAACAGAGAACAUGCUGGGCCGUCUCAGCGAACCGUCCGAGUACAGGGGUGCAGCCGUCUUCUUGAUCAGUGACGCCAGCAGUUUCAUGACGGGCAGUGAUUUGAGGAUCGAUGGCGGGCAUGCGGCGUGGUAG
Arthroderma uncinatum is the source of this 2631-nucleotide messenger RNA. Its product is annotated as L-xylulose reductase. Lineage: Eukaryota; Fungi; Ascomycota; Eurotiomycetes; Onygenales; Arthrodermataceae. The record is from RefSeq and is a predicted model, not a curated record. Bases 1 to 2631 code for a protein of 876 amino acids. The transcript is spliced from 13 exons. Gene Ontology annotation, molecular function: oxidoreductase activity, acting on NAD(P)H, oxygen as acceptor. Gene Ontology annotation, cellular component: intracellular anatomical structure.